Melopsittacus undulatus (budgerigar) is the source of this 941-nucleotide messenger RNA. Its product is annotated as proline-rich AKT1 substrate 1. NCBI's taxonomy places the organism in Eukaryota, Metazoa, Chordata, Aves, Psittaciformes, Psittaculidae. Bases 1 to 831 code for a protein of 276 amino acids. Gene Ontology annotation, cellular component: cytoplasm. The transcript has 4 exons. Gene Ontology annotation, biological process: neurotrophin TRK receptor signaling pathway; negative regulation of TOR signaling; negative regulation of protein kinase activity. The record is from RefSeq and is a predicted model, not a curated record.
AUGGGGGAGGGGCACCGGGAGCGCUGGGCCGCACUGGUGGCGGCGGCCGAAGGUUACCGGUUAGCGACGGGGGCUGAGGUCGUUCUGCUCACGGCCUGGGCCGGGCGCGGCCCCGCUGCAGGCCGCGGGUACGCGCACCACGGGCACGGGCCUCUAGGCCAGGCCGCGCGCCGCUUCCUGCCCGACAUUGCGGCUGCGCACAGGGCGCUGGCCACGCCCCCCGCGGCGCAGGCCACGCCCACUGCCCGGACCGAGGCCACGCCCCCUGCCCGGACCGAGGCCACGCCCCCCGCAGCGCAGGCCACGCCCCCUGCCUUGGCGGAGGCCACGCCCCUCUCCCAAGCCACGCCCCCUGCCCUGGCGGAGGCCACGCCCCCAGCCGUUGCCGUGGUGACGCCCCCGGGGAGCUCGCCCCGCCCACGUAGCCCCUCCCCCCUCCUCCUGCGCGGGUGGGGGGGGGGGAGGGGGGCGCUGAGUGAUGCUACCGGGCUGUUCCUGAUGGACGAGGACCCUGAGGAGGAACCGGAACCGGAUUCAGACCCUGAGAGCCCUGAUGAGGGCAGCCCCACAGAGGAGCCGCUGACCCCUCCCCCCCCCCAUGGGGCUCCUCUCUACGCUCGCUCCUUGCCCGUCUCGGUGCCCUCCUGGGCCCUGCGACCCCCCCCGGGGCCCCGCCCCCCACACACCGAGGGAGGUGCUCAUAAGGCAUCCCCGGACCUGGAGCGCAUUGCGGCCUCCAUGCGGGCGCUGGUGCUGCGGGGGGGGGGCGACGGCACCGAGAUGUUCGGGGACCUGCCCCGCCCCCCACUGCUGGCUGGGGACCCCCAAUGACCCCCAUCUAUGGGGCACCCACAUCUAUGGGGCACCCCCUGUCUAUGGGGCACCCCCUAUCUAUGGGGCACCUUCUAUGGGGCACCCCACAUCUAUGGGGCACCCCACAU